Molecule: messenger RNA, 758 nt
Organism: Xenopus tropicalis (tropical clawed frog)
Lineage: Eukaryota; Metazoa; Chordata; Amphibia; Anura; Pipidae
Product: provisional ortholog of glutamine amidotransferase like class 1 domain containing 3B
Exons: 4
Coding region: 28-705 (225 amino acids)
Source: RefSeq, a predicted model, not a curated record
GGGGAGUUCUCACUGAACGGUGUCAGCAUGGGCAAGCGGGUGGCAGUGGUGUUAGCCGGCUGCGGAGUGUUCGAUGGGAGUGAGAUCCAUGAAGCUUCGGCUGUGCUAGUGCACUUGAGCAGGGGAGGAGCCCAGGUAAAGAUUUUUGCCCCCAACAUAGAGCAGAUGCAUGUAGUGGAUCACUUUAAAGGAAACCCCACAGAAGAGAGAAGAAACGUUCUGGUUGAAAGUGCAAGACUUGCACGUGGGAAUAUUCAGGAUUUAGCAGAGCUUGUGGUUGAUCAAAUUGAUGCAGUUAUUUUCCCAGGAGGGUUUGGAGUUGCUAAAAACUUGUGUUCAUGGGCUGUAGAUGGAAAUAAAUGCACUGUAAAUGAACAAGUGAAAGCUACACUUCAAGCUUUUAACCAGGCCAAGAAACCUAUAGGGCUGUGCUGCAUUUCCCCCGUGCUUGCUGCCAAAGUGUUCCCAGGCUGUGAGGUCACAGUUGGAAAAGAUAGCAAUGAGGAUGGAAGGUUUCCAGAUGCUGAAACUGCUGCUGCUAUACAAGAACUUGGAUGCAAGCAUAUCUGCAAAGAUGUGAAUGAAUGCCAUGUGGAUGCCAGCAACAAAAUAGUUACCACCUGUGCUUUUAUGUGCAAAGCACCGCUGCAUGAGAUUUUUGAUGGGAUUGGGGUAAUGGUUGCAAGUGUUUUGGAACUGGCUUAAACUGUAAAUCCCCAGUGUCUGAAUAAACAAUAUUACACUCUUUAUUUCCUGAA